Messenger RNA from Lolium rigidum, 1396 nucleotides. RefSeq names its product mRNA-decapping enzyme-like protein. NCBI's taxonomy places the organism in Eukaryota, Viridiplantae, Streptophyta, Magnoliopsida, Poales, Poaceae. Gene Ontology annotation, molecular function: enzyme activator activity; mRNA binding. Gene Ontology annotation, cellular component: P-body. The transcript has 8 exons. Bases 63 to 1136 code for a protein of 357 amino acids. The record is from RefSeq and is a predicted model, not a curated record. Gene Ontology annotation, biological process: positive regulation of catalytic activity; deadenylation-independent decapping of nuclear-transcribed mRNA; deadenylation-dependent decapping of nuclear-transcribed mRNA.
CGAUUACGAUUACUACCCUCUCAGAUCCACCGCCGCCCGAGUAACACGGAGGAGACCUCGCGAUGCCGCCGCCGCCGCAGCCGAACGGGGGGAAGGUGACGCCCAACUUGGCCAUGGACGCCGAGGGCACGCGCCUGCUCAACCUCACCGUCCUGCAGCGCCUCGACCCCGCCGUCGAGGACAUCCUCAUCACCGCCGGCCACGUCACGCUCUACGACUUCAACAUCGACAAAAACCAGUGGAGCCGGAAGGACGUAGAGGGAUCGCUCUUCGUGGUGAAGAGGAACUCGCAGCCCAGGUUCCAGUUCAUCGUCAUGAACAGGCGCAACACUGAUAAUCUUGUGGAGGAUCUAUUGAGUGAUUUUGAAUAUGAACUUCAGCCUCCAUAUUUGUUGUACCGGAAUGCUACACAAGAAGUAAAUGGCAUUUGGUUUUAUAAUCAACACGACUGCGAAGCCGUUGCGAGUCUGUUUGGAAGGAUUCUGAAUGCUUACGCCAAAGUGCCCCCAAAGCCAAAAGUGUCUUCCAUAAAAAGUGAGUUUGAGGAGUUAGAGGCUGUUCCUACAUCCUCUGCCAUCGAUGGCCCCCUUGAACCUCCUCCAUCAUCUAGUGCAAUUUCUGAUACCCUUGACGAAUCAUUCGCCAAUUAUUUUAGUAACGCUGCCAACAUUGGGAGUGUACCAAGUGCACCGAUGACUGGAAUAGCUCACCAACCCACAGAGUUUGCUGCUCUCAUUUCAUCUGCUGGUGCAACACAUGAAAUUACUGCUUCAUCAUCAGCUCCACCACUGCCCCUCCACACUAAUGCCCAUACUAGCCGCUCGACAAACCUUGUAACUCCGGCGUUCUUUGUUCCUCCAUCCUCUUCCACAUCAUUGGCGCAACCGGCUUCAUCCUUGAUGCCUACAGCGCCGCCUCUUCAUCCAAGUUCUACAUCCAGCCAACGUCCUCCAUAUGGUACCCCCCUUCUUCAACCGUUUCCACCACCAACUCCUCCUGCAUCACUUACCCCUGCUGCGCACAAUGAUGGGCGUAUUAUUUCGAGGGAUCUAGUUAAGGAUGCCCUCCAGAGACUUGUUCAGAGUGACGAGUUCAUUGAUUUAUUCUACCGGGAGUUGCAGAAUGCACAUACAUAGACAACUUGGUAUUUAUGAAGAUUCUGGUUGUGACAAAGACGAAAGGAGUGCUUUUGUUCUUUGAGUUUUGUAUGCACUUUAUUAGCCUUUAGUCCUUGAACUUAUGUAUAGCUUUGUCCAAAUGUGUUUAUGUAGAGCAUUACUCCAUAUAGCAACGUUCGGUGGUAUUCUGCUGAUCCUAUUUCAAAUAUCUGUAUUGUCGUACAGUAUAUUUAUGUAACUUUAAACAUCGAGUUUAAACAGGUUAUGCAACAGCCUCA